This is a messenger RNA of Racocetra persica, 646 nucleotides long. The record is from the annotation of a GenBank genome assembly. Lineage: Eukaryota; Fungi; Glomeromycota; Glomeromycetes; Diversisporales; Gigasporaceae.
AUGUAUCUAAUUGAUUUAAUAAUAUUGAAAUCAAAAAUUAAACCUAAAGAAAAAGAAGAUGACGAACUUUUAACCAAUAUUAUUAAAGAAACAGAGAUAGAAGGGUAUUUUGAUCAAGGUCGAUUUAUGGAUUGGUACACCAAUAAUUUACUAUUUCAACGUUUAUUCAACAUACUCGUAAAUCGAUUAUUUUUAUACCAGACAAUUCCAUAUCAUUCAGAGGAAGAAAUGAAUAAAUUACGAUUUUCUAAUCAAAUCUCACCAGCAAUUCAUUCACGAUAUAAAUUGAUGGAAUUCUCAAAAUUAUUAUCACCAGCAGAUUAUUUUAUUUUAAAUGAGAAUCUACCAUCUGAUUGUAAAAGCACGCAACAUAUAUUGUUAUUUUCAUCAGCACUUGAUGGAGGAAGUUGGAAUGCAUUUGUUAAUUCGUCAAUGUAUCAAGGUUCUACAUAUAUCAUAAUAAAGGAUAAAGAUGGAUAUAUAUUCGGUGGAUUUGCUUAUGAAGAUUGGAAGCAAAACUCCAAGUUUUCCGGUGAUAAAAAAAACUUUUUAUUUUCUAUUAGACCUAAAUUAAGAUGUUAUCCUACUACAGGUUAUAAUAAUAAUUUUCAAUAUUUGAAUUUUGGAGCAAAAACUUUACCAAAUG